AUGGCUGUGUCGAUACAGGACCGCACCGACGAGUUCCGCUCGAUUCUUGCACAGGCUCGUCGGCGGCAAGCGCAAUCCAAGACGGGCGCGCAACGGCAGUCGCUCCUCACAGCACAAGAGAAGACACAGGCAGAUGCCAACCCCCGGCGUCAGCGCUCUGAAUUUGCGCGCAAUGCGGCCGACGUCGCGCGGGGUGUUGCGAGCACCAUGCAGAAGCUCGAGCGCCUUUCACAGCUGGCCAAGCGCAAGACGCUGUUUGACGAUCGGCCAGUUGAGUUUGACGAGCUCACCUUUGUCAUCAAGCAGGACAUGACUGCACUGUCAGGCCAGGUGCGGGCACUGCAGCAGAUGAACUCGAAGCAACACCCCAAGGCGAAACCCGGUGUGGACCAAGAAGGAGAGCACAACGGCCAAGUCGUCAAGCUGUUGUCCGACAAACUAACCAACGUGGGGACCAACUUCAAGGACGUUUUGGAGGUGCGAACAAAGAACAUGCAGGCAUCGCGAUCCCGCACGGAGCAAUUCCUGUCAACAGCUGCGCAGCAAUCCCACAGCAACCUCGAGCCAGGCCGGACAGAUUCUCCACUUUACCAAACACCCCAGCGAGGUCGAUCACCAGGAGGCUUCGCCCGGAAUACCAAUGCAGCGCAGCAAGACCUGCUCUCGCUCGAACCUUCUGGGUCGUCAGCUCUGACGCGAGGCGCACCGCAAUCGGACGCACAACUACUGCUCAUGGAAGAGGCCCAGCCCCAGAACGCAUACAUUCAAGAGAGGGGGCGAGCAAUUGAGUCGAUAGAGUCUACUAUUCAAGAACUAGGAGGCAUCUUCAGCCAGCUCGCCCAGAUGGUGUCCGAACAAGGAGAACAGAUCCAGCGCAUUGACGCCAACACCGAAGACGUUGUAGACAACGUCGAGGGUGCCCAGCGUGAGCUGAUGAAGUACUGGAGCCGCGUGCAAGGCAACAGGUGGCUUGUCGCAAAGAUGUUUGGUGUGCUGAUGAUUUUUUUCUUGCUCUGGGUCCUUAUCUCUGGGUAG
This is a messenger RNA of Alternaria ethzedia, 1035 nucleotides long. RefSeq lists its product as uncharacterized. Gene Ontology annotation, biological process: vesicle fusion; endoplasmic reticulum to Golgi vesicle-mediated transport; intracellular protein transport. Lineage: Eukaryota; Fungi; Ascomycota; Dothideomycetes; Pleosporales; Pleosporaceae. Gene Ontology annotation, cellular component: endomembrane system; Golgi membrane; SNARE complex. Bases 1 to 1035 code for a protein of 344 amino acids. Gene Ontology annotation, molecular function: SNAP receptor activity; SNARE binding. The record is from RefSeq and is a predicted model, not a curated record. The transcript has 2 exons.